Mangifera indica (mango) is the source of this 4278-nucleotide messenger RNA. Its product is annotated as G-type lectin S-receptor-like serine/threonine-protein kinase At1g67520. The coding region runs from base 7 to 4278 and encodes 1423 amino acids. NCBI's taxonomy places the organism in Eukaryota, Viridiplantae, Streptophyta, Magnoliopsida, Sapindales, Anacardiaceae. The record is from RefSeq and is a predicted model, not a curated record. Gene Ontology annotation, biological process: protein phosphorylation. Gene Ontology annotation, molecular function: protein serine/threonine kinase activity; ATP binding. The transcript is spliced from 15 exons.
UUCUCAAUGGCUACAAACGGAACAGAUCACAUCCUUCCCAGCUUUCUAUGCCUUAUACUUCUGUUUGGAACUGCUUAUUCCCAGACAGACAAAUUGCUUCAAGGGCAAUUGCUCAAAGAUGGGGAUCAGCUGGUUUCUGCUUUUGGUAACUUCAGGUUGGGAUUUUUUAGUCCACCGGGCACUACAAAGCGUUACUUAGGAAUAUGGUAUUACAGGUCUCACGAAUUGGACGGCCAACAAUUCUAUGGUCAUGCUGAUCGAGAUUGCUACAAAGACUACUACAGUUCUCAGUGUGCUCGCAGCAAUAGGAUUCAACCCGUGUGGGUUGCCAACAGGGACACUCCAGUCUCGGAUAAAUCCGGAAGGCUUACAAUAAACAGUACAAAUGGAAAUCUGCAAAUCUUACAUAACAAGGGGAAUCCUACUUUAAUCAGUUCAGUUCAAGGAGGUAGUAAUACAAGUGCUUUUCUGGACAAAUCUGGAAAUUUCAUCCUGUAUGAAAUGAAUUCGAAUGGAUCGACAGGGCGGGUGUUAUGGCAAAGCUUUGAUUAUCCAACUGACACCCUUCUGCCUGGAAUGAAACUGGGAAUCAACUGGCAAAGUCGGCGUCAAUGGUAUCUUAAUUCAUGGAUUACAGAAAGUAAUCCUGCCAAUGGUGCAUAUACACUCAGGAUGGCCCUCAGUGAUCAAUAUGGCACGUUGCUGAUCCGGUCAGGAGAGAAAACCAUUUGGCAAAGCGGGUACUGGCUAAAUGGUUCCUUCACAGAAGCUGACUCACCAAACAUUUUCUACAACUUUAGCUACACUUCAAAUGAACAAGAGAAAUACUUCAAUUAUUCUGUAAAUGAAGAUGUCACAUCUUUUCCAGCCUUGAUACUUAGUCAGGACGGGCAUCUCAGAUUCGUGCGCGACGAAAGUUCAGAAACACUUGAAGCCGCUGUAUUUGGAAGGUCUGAGCAGUUUUUUGAAACAAUAGCACACGAAGAGAAAAGAUUGUGGCAGCAUACACAGUUAUUCAUUGGAAUACUGGUAAUUACAGUGGUGACUCUUUUUGGUUUCUAUUGUUACCGAAAGUGGAGAGAAUACAAGUUAGACAUAGAGGAGGAAUGGUGGAAGUCACUUGGAAUAGUUUUAUUAAUACCUCUGUUAUGCUACCACAGCUAUUUGAUAUUGAGAAAACUCAAGAUUAAAGUGGAAAGCAUAUGGAAUCGAUGGAAGCUAUUACAUGAACUUGGAGAUAACAUCUCAGUAUCACUUCCAAUAACAUUCGGGAGACGAAAAUCCCAACAUAAAGAUCAGAAACAAGAGAUGAAGAUAUUUGAUUUUCAAAUUAUUGCUGCUGCUACAAACAAUUUCUCAGCGACAAAUAAGCUAGGACAGGGUGGUUUUGGUGCAGUGUAUAAGGGAAAAUUACCAGAUGGACCAGAAAUAGCAGUUAAGAAGCUCUCAAAAAGUUCAGGACAGGGAAUAGUUGAGUUCAAGAAUGAAGCUAAACUCAUUGCCAAACUCCAACACACUAAUCUUGUUAGGCUUUUAGGAUGUUCUCUUCAUGGAGGAGAAAGGAUUUUAGUUUAUGAGUACUUGCGUAACAAAAGUUUGGACUUCUUUCUUUUUGAUUCGAGUAGAGAGAACUUAUUGAAUCUGAAGAAACGUCUUAGCAUAAUUGAAGGAAUCGCUCAAGGACUUAUUUAUCUCCAUAAAUAUUCAAGAUUGAAAGUGAUUCACAGAGAUUUGAAAUCUAGUAACAUAUUACUAGAUGAUCAAAUGAAUCCAAAAAUAUCAGAUUUUGGCCUAGCAAGAGCUUUUGGGGUGGAUGAGUUAGAAGCAAACACCAAUAGAAUCGUUGGAACACAUGGCUACAUGUCUCCGGAGUAUGUUUUGAAAGGCGUUGUCUCAAUGAAAACUGAUGUAUACAGCUUUGGAGUCAUGGUAUUAGAAAUUAUGAGUUGCAAGAAGAACAGUGGUUGCUACGACCCAGAGCGCCCACUCAACCUUGUUGGAUAUGCAUGGCAGCUGUGGAAUGAAGGUAAAGGUUUAGAAUUAAUAGAGCAAACAAUGGAUGAAUGUUGCUGCGCUAAUCAAGUGUUGAGAUACCUUCAUGUGGGUCUCCUGUGCGUCCAAGACCAAGCGAGGGAUAGGCCAACAAUGUUGGAGGUUAUUUCCAUGCUCACCAAUGAGACUACGAUUCUACCUGCUCCAAAGCAACCAGCAUUUUUCAUUAAUGUUACUUCUCAAGAGCCUCAAGUUCCUCAAAACAAAUUUGAAAUUUGUUCAGCAAAUAAUGUGACAAUUUCAGAGAUGGAAGGAAGGGGCACUACAGACCGUUACUUAGGAAUAUGGUAUUAUAGGGCUCAGGAAUUGGAUGGCCGACAAUACUAUGGUCAUGCUGAUCGAGAUUGCUACAAAGACUACUACAGUUCUCGGUGUGCUCUCAACAAUAGAAUUCAGCCUGUGUGGGUUGCCAACAGGAACACUCCAAUGGCAGAUGAAUCCGGAAGGCUUACAAUAAGCAGUACAAAUGGAAAUUUGCAAAUCUUACAUAACAAGGGCAAUCCUAUUGCAAUCAGUUCAGUUGAAGGGGCUAGUAACACAAGUGCUUUUCUAGACAAAUCUGGAAAUUUCAUCCCGUAUGAAAUGAAUUCGAACGGACCAACAGGGUGGGUGUUGCCUGGAAUGAAACUGGGAAUCAACUGGCAAAGUGGGCGUCAAUGGUAUCUUCAUUCAUGGAUUACAGAAAAUAAUCCUGCCAAUGGUACAUAUACACUCAGCAUGGACCUCAGUGUUCAAGACGGCCGGUUGAUGAUGCAGUCAGGAGAGAAAAUCAUUUGGCAAAGCGGGUACUGGCAGAAAAAUGGUUCCUUUGCAAAAGCUUCUUUACCAAAUAUUUUCUACAACUUUAGCUACACUUCAAAUGAACAAGAACAAUACUUCAAUUAUUCCGUAAAUGAAGAUGUCACACCUUUUCCAACCUUGAUACUUAAUCAGGAUGGACAUCUCAGAUUAGUGCGCGACAAAAGGUCAUUAACACUUGAAAGGGCUGUAUUUGGAAGGUCUGAGAAGUUAUUUGAUAAAAUGGCACUCGAAGUAGUAGGAGCAUUUUUAUUAAUACCUCUGUUAUGCUACCACAGCUAUUUGAUAUUGAGAAAACUCAAGACUAAAGUGGAAAGCAUAUGGAAUCGCUGGAAGCUAUCACAUGAACUUGGAGAUAACAUCUCAGUAUCACUUCCGAUAACAUUCGGGAAACGAAAAUCCCAACAUAAAGAUCAGAAACAAGAGAUGGAGAUAUUUGAUUUUCAAAUUAUCGCUGCUGCUACAAACAAUUUCUCAGCAACAAAUAAGCUAGGACAGGGUGAUUUUGGUACAGUGUAUAAGGGAAAAUUGCCAGAUGGACAAGAAAUAGCAGUUAAGAAGCUCUCACAAAGUUCAGGACAGGGAGUAGUAGAGUUCAAGAAUGAAGCCAAACUCAUUGCCAAACUCCAACACACUAAUCUUGUUAGGCUUUUAGGAUGUUCUCUUCAUGGAGGAGAAAGGGUUUUAGUUUAUGAGUACAUGCCUAACAAAAGUUUGGAUUUCUUUCUUUUUGAUUCUAGUAGAAAGAACUCAUUGAAUCUAAAGAAACAGCUUAGUAUAAUCGAAGGAAUUGUUCAAGGACUUAUUUAUCUCCACAAAUAUUCAAGAUUGAAAGUAAUUCACAAAGACUUGAAAUCUAGUAACAUACUAGAUGACCAAAUGAAUCCAAAAAUAUCAGAUUUUGGCCUAGCAAGAGCUUUUGGGGUAGAUGAGUUAGAAGCAAACACAAAUAGAAUCGUUGGAACACAUGGCUACAUGUCUCCGGAGUAUGUUUUGAAUGGCGUUGUCUCGAUGAAAACCGACGUGUACAGCUUUGGAGUCAUGGUAUUAGAAAUUGUGAGUUGCAAGAAGAUCAACGGUUGCGACGAUGUAGAGCGCCCACUCAACCUUGUUGGAUAUGCAUGGCAGCUGUGGAAUGAAGGUAAAGGUUUAGAAUUAAUAGAGCAAACAAUGGAUGAAUGUUGCUGCCCUAAUCAAGUGUUGAGAUACCUUCAUGUGGGUCUCCUGCGCGUCCAAGACCAAGCAAGGGAUAGGCCAACAAUGCUGGAGGUUAUUUCCAUGCUGGCCAAUGAGACUAUGAUUCUUCCUGCUCCAAAGCAACCAGCUUUUUUCAUUAAUGUUACUUCUCAAGAGCCUCAAGUUCCUCAAAGCAAAUUUGAAAUUUGUUCUGCAAAUAAUGUAACAAUUUCAGAGAUCGAAGGAAGAUAA